Setaria italica (foxtail millet) is the source of this 1794-nucleotide messenger RNA. RefSeq names its product polyol transporter 5. Bases 149 to 1612 code for a protein of 487 amino acids. The transcript has a single exon. Lineage: Eukaryota; Viridiplantae; Streptophyta; Magnoliopsida; Poales; Poaceae. The record is from RefSeq and is a predicted model, not a curated record. Gene Ontology annotation, biological process: transmembrane transport. Gene Ontology annotation, cellular component: membrane. Gene Ontology annotation, molecular function: carbohydrate transmembrane transporter activity.
UUGCACAGCUUGCAAGGUGACCUUCACUGGAACAGUUUCAGUGAGAUCGAGAGUGGGACACUGGACUAUAGGCCACUAUCCGUAGUGUUGCACUUCGUCCUCCCCUUGGUCGUUGGUCCUCACCGGCGACAAGCCAACAAACCAAGCCAUGGGCUCCACGGAGCAGCACCAUGGCGCCGCCGAUGUCGUCAUCGCUGCGCCGCUGCUCCCCUCGCCAGCACCGGAGCCGCCGCGCCGGAACAUGUUCGCCUUCAUCUGCGCCACGCUCGCCUCCAUGACCACCAUCCUCAUGGGCUACAACCUCGCGCUGAUGAGCGGCGCGGAGCUGUUCAUGCGGGAGGACCUUGGGCUCACCGACGAGCAGGUCGAGGUGCUGUCGGGGUCCAUGAACGUGUUCAUGCUGGGCUCCAUCCUCGCCGCCGGCUGGGCCGCGGACGCCGUCGGCCGCCGCGGCACCAUCGUGCUCGCCAAUGCCUUCCUCAUCGCUGGCGCGCUCGCCAUGUCUCUGGGCGGCAGCUACGCCGCGCUCCAUGCCGCGCGGUCCGUCACCAGUGUAGGCGUCGGGUUCGCCGUCGUCGUGGCCCCGGUCUACGCCGCCGAGAUCGCGCCGGCGUCCACGCGCGGCAUGCUUUCCUCUCUGCCGGAGAUCUUCGUCAACGCCGGGAUCCUUCUUAGCUACGUCUCCAACUAUGCCUUGGCCGGCCUGCCGCCGCGUUUUGGCUGGCGCGCCAUGUUCGCCGCCGGCGUCGCGCCGCCCGUGCUGCUCGCCGCCGGCGUGCUCGCCAUGCCGGAAUCGCCUCGCUGGCUCGCCAUGCGCGGGCGCGACGCCGAGGCGCGCGUGGUGCUAUCUCGCACAUCGGACACGCCGGCCGAGGCUGACGACCGGCUCAGGGAGAUCAAGGACGCCAUCGCGGCGACGCAGGGCAAUGACGACGCCGGCGUUCGGAGGGACCUGCCGCUCUCGGGGCCAUCAUCGCCGACGACGAUCCGGCGGAUCUUCACCGACGUUCUUGCCCUCCAAUUCUUCCACCAGGCCUCCGGCAUCGACAUCAUCGUGUUGUACACACCGCUGGUGCUCAAGAAAGCAGGUAUCUCGUCGAACAGAUCCGUGCUCGCCGCCACCGUCGCCGUCGGCGUCGUCAAGACGGGUUUCAUCCUCGUGGCCACGCUCUUCUCCGAUCGUGUCGGCCGGCGGCCGCUCCUCCUCGUCAGCACGGCCGGCAUCGCCGUGUCGCUGACCUCGCUGGCGAUCACGCUGUUCGCCGCCAGCGUGACGACAGCCGCGAGCGUGCCGGCGGCGUGCGUCGCGUCCCUGGUGGCCUACGUCGCGGCGUUCUCGGUCGGCCUCGGCCCGCUGGCGCAGGCAUACAGCGCGGAGAUCCUGCCGCUCCGGCUGCGCGCGCGGGGCACUAGCCUGGGCACGGCGGUGAACCGGCUGACGUGUGGGGUCCUGAGCAUGACAUUCAUCUCCCUCGCCAACACCAUCAGCAUGCCCGGGUGCUUCUUCCUGUACGCCGGUGCGGCUGUGGCCGCGUGGGUGUUCGUGUAUGUGCGGCUCCCGGAGACGAGAGGACGGAGCUUGGAGGACAUGGACCAGCUGUUCUCCAAGUGAUCAUCAUCGACCAAUAAUGGGAUGGUGCGAGUCAGCUGCUACUGGUGGAUCGAUCUUACCGACGUUAGUGAUAGCAGUAUUAUUAUCACCACACUUCGUAUGAAGCUUUGCUACUCAAACAGAAAGUUUGUAUGAAGCUUUCCUACCGAUUCUCCUGAAUCCUGAUUUUCCAUACAUGUUCA